This is a messenger RNA of Mytilus californianus (California mussel), 1438 nucleotides long. RefSeq lists its product as uncharacterized. The record is from RefSeq and is a predicted model, not a curated record. The transcript is spliced from 6 exons. The coding region runs from base 1 to 810 and encodes 269 amino acids. NCBI's taxonomy places the organism in Eukaryota, Metazoa, Mollusca, Bivalvia, Mytilida, Mytilidae.
AUGUACAGAAGUCCAGAUGACACUAGUGAAAGAGAAGAUAUUGGUCUGUCAGAAUUACCUGGACAAGAGGAUGAAGUAGGAGUUUCACUCCCAAGAGAAAAUGGAUUCCCAGGGCCUAAACGAUUACCAGGAUCUGAUUACACAGCUGGUUUGAAAGGACAAAAAGUUCUAUAUAAGACCAAUGAUGGUGAUCCAAUAAAGUGUAAUGGAGAUUUUGCCAGGUUGACAAUAAAUAUGACAGUGAUGCAUAUUAGGAAGCAUCCUUCCUUCAAAUAUUAUACUGAAAGAGAAGAUUUUAACGAAAAUCUAACGGUGUCUCAAAGUUCGGAAAAGAUGGGUCUAUGGUUCGUCACAACUAUCUUCUCUGUCAUUAAUAUCAGGAAGAAUAAUUUCAAUGAGACAUUUUACCUUGUAUACAAAGACACUAAAGAUGUUAUCAUAUUUGAUGAAUCUGUCAUCUGUAAUGAAAGUAUUAGUAAAGUCACAGUAGGAUCCAUUUCUAAAGGCAACAAGACACCUGUUGUAGUACCAACUGUAAUUGUACUUGCUGUAAUUGUUGCUUUGUUUGUCUUGUUUGGAUGGUAUUUUAGAAAGAAGAUAAUUCAGUGUUGUAGGGGAGCAUCAUUUCAUCAUUCAAAAGCUAACGGAGAUAAUACAGUUAAUGGUGAAGGCAGAAAUCUCAUGAACACAACGGGACUACAGAAUGACAGUGGGGUAGCAGAAAAUCAAAACAAAAGUGAAGCUAAUGGUAAAAUUUUGGAUGAAGCAAAGUCCCCACCCACAGAGCAAGUCAAUUUGCAGGAUAUUUAAAAUAAUUCAUUUAUGUAACAUGAAUAAUUUUUUUCUGAUAUGCCUCUGAUUAUAAGUGAGGGGGGUACUGUUUACUUUUGAUUUAGUAUUAAAGUUUAUACCACAUCUAGAUCACUUGGACUGAGAAAGGGAUUUUUUUGGUGAAGCUGGAUUGCCUCAACUAAUCAAUCUUAUAUUAUUUUUGACAACCAGCAGCCAGUUGUACGAAAGUGUCAUUAGCUUAAUGAGUCAUUAAGGCUUAAUGAUUCAUUUAGUUCUUAAUAGGACAUUAGUUAAUGAGUCCAUUAAAAUGUGUUGCACAAAGCACAAUUUUGUUUUCUCAUAAUUAACUAAUGGACAUUUAAUGAAGGAUGCGUCAUUAAACUAUCAUUAAAUAUUGGUUUUCCCCUAAAUAUUUCCCACAAUUCCAUAAGUUGUAAACAUCCGUUGUAUGCAAGGUUACCAUCAACAACUAUAGAGAUGUCUGCUAGUGCUUCUAAAACGCACAGAAAUAGAUCCAAAAAUUUUGAAUCAACAGAAAUAACCUUGAUCACGGAACUGGUACAGCAAAACAUCACAUUAUUAAAUGACAAAUUUAAGUCUAGUCACCGUACCAGUUCAUUGACAAGUGAAAAGAAGGGUUUGGUCU